Molecule: messenger RNA, 4192 nt
Organism: Drosophila serrata
Lineage: Eukaryota; Metazoa; Arthropoda; Insecta; Diptera; Drosophilidae
Gene: brat
Product: tripartite motif-containing protein brain tumor
Molecular function (GO): protein binding; zinc ion binding; mRNA 3'-UTR binding
Source: RefSeq, a predicted model, not a curated record
UUUCGACUCGACGCACGUUUGUUCUUUGUUACAUUAAAUUUAAAAUAUGCUAUAUUUAAGGCUAUAAGCUAUUUGCAAAUUUUACAAGCCGGAUAAACACGGAAAGACGAUCAAUCGCGUUAAUUUUUCGUCGCGUUCAGAGAGAAUAUAAGAGCGUUCCUGUGUACGUGCGUGCGAGUGAACUGUGCGGAAAAAGCAAUAAAAGUAUUAAUACUAGUGGAAUAAUAAGUAAAUCUAAGUGCAACAAUAACAUACACAUACCUAGCCUAUCCUUUUGUGCGCGCGACGCAAUAACUGGGCAGCUCUUGAAAGUAUGCUACACAAAUUUGUUUCAACGUGUUACUGCAAGAACAAGAACAACAACCAUCAACAUCCCACGCACUUUAUCAUAUAGACUGCGCUCAAGACAGAGACAGAGACGGGUAGAGAGUGAGAGAAAGAGAGGGAAAGGGAGAACAAGAGCAACAAACUAUAGCAACAAGAAGGCAAAAACAACAACCAGGAAACGACGUUACCAACUGGAAUAUAAAUAUAUAUAGAAAUUUCUACAACAAAAUUACAACAAAAAAGUAAAGCUGUUACUCCUAAAGGUAAACGGGGCCACCGACGGCAAUUACAGCGCUAAGAUGGCGUCCUCGCCGACACCAUCACUGGACUCGAUGCGGGGCGGGGCGAACUCGAUUGAAUCGUAUGAACAUGCCGGCUACCUAUCAGACUCCCCGCUCACGCUGAGCGGCUCAUCGCCACCGGCCAGCGAUUCGGCAAUCUGCAGUGACGAGUACACGGUCGGGAGCAGCGUCAAAUCCCGGUCCGAGGUGACUGUGAUCAAUGGCCAUCAUCCCAUCUCGGCCUCGGUCUCGUCCAGCUCCUCGGCUAGCUCCUCAUCCUGCUCAUCGUCGUCCUCAUCGUCAUCGUCCUCAUCAUCGUCCAGCAGCUCCUCGACCAGCGGUCUCAGCGGCUGCGGCAGCACCAGCAGCAGUGUGAUCAGCACCAACAAUGGAACCACAAGCAACGGGCCCGGUGUGAUUGGUAGCAAUCUGCAGGGCAAUGGCAACGGCAACAGCAACACGGGAAUCAGCAGCCUGGUCGUCGGAGCGGGCAAGGGGAGCAACAGCAGCAGUGCCAGCAAUGGCAGCAGCAGCUCAUCCAGCAACACAUCCGCCAAUGGAUCGCCGCCACGUUGCACCGCCUGCAAGAGCAAGUGCAGCGAUGCGGUGGCCAAGUGCUUCGAUUGCCAGAGCUAUCUGUGCGCCAAUUGUGUGACUGCUCACGAAUUUAUGCACUGCUUCAACGGACACAAUGUGUGCUUGAUCAAAGGGUUUGAAGCGAGCACCGGCUCACCCCUGGGCUCUGUUGGCUCACCGAGCAACAAUCCGGCCUCCAACGAGUUCAAGUACGCCAGCUCGCUGACCAUGAUGCUGCAGCAGCAGCAACAGCAGCUCGACUCACAACAGCAACAGCAGCAGCAGCAACAACAGCAGCUGCUGCCGACGCAGCCCAUGUCACAGCUCUCGAAGAUUGUGCUAGCCGCUGCCGCCCAGGCAAAUUCUCAGGAGCAACAGCGAGAGGAGAGCUCACUCUACGGCUCACUGCACCCACAACAGCAGCAGCAGCAGCAGCAGCAACAGCAGCAACAGAGGCAACUCUUUUGUCCGCGUCACAAGCAGGAGCUGCUGAAGUUUAGCUGUCGCACCUGCUGCAUUCUGGUCUGCAAGGAAUGCAUUGUCCUCGAACACUCAACCGGUCUGCACGAACUUGAGAAUGUGCAGUCUCCGGGAUUGACACCAGCAUCCAGCGCGGGAACCUCGGCCAAUGAGACAGCCUUGCAGACUCUGCUUGCAGAUAUGCGCGGCAAGAUUGGCGAGAUUGUGGGCAUUGCCGGAAACUCGGACCAGAAUCUCACCAAGGUGAAGCUGCAGUAUCAGAAGGCGCACAAUGAGCUGAACGAGACGCAUCAGUUUUUUGCCUCCAUGCUGGAUGAGCGCAAGACGGAGUUGCUCAAGGAACUGGAGUCCCUGUACUCGGCCAAGGUGAACAGCAACAGUGCGUGGCAACAGCGUUCCCGGGAUCUGAUCGACAAGGGUCUGGCCACCUGCGAGGCAGUGGAGCGGAGUCCUGCUCCACCAUCAUCACUGCUGGCGGAAGCCCUGCUCCUGCGCAAGUCCCUGGAGCAGCAACUGCAAACGGGCAUCCAGGAGAUGCAGCAGCCCUUCGAAAUGGAGUUUAUGUCCAACUAUCAGUCGAUUCAAGCGGGCGUUCGUAACACCUUUGGUUAUAUCCGGGCCAGCAGCUCCGAUGGAGGUCAUGCCGGUUUAAGCCUCACCAGCAACGGUCACGGAAAGCAACCACCGAUUGCUAGGCCCACACAGAGCGCAAGUAACAGCAGCGCUAGUAGCGCGGGCAGUGGUCAUCAUGGCGGACACCAUCAGCAGUCGCACCAUCAUGGCGGCCAUCACAAUCAUCACCAGGCGUCAUCGCAUCAUCAUCAACAGUUGCAGGCGCAGUCCUCGCUCCAUGGCCUUGGCCUGGGAUUGACUGGCAGCAGUCUGCUGGACAACAGCAGCUCGACUGGUGGCGGUGUUGGCGGUGGAGCCUUCAGCAAUGGCAACCUCCUCUUGAGCGGACGUGAUCGCAGCAAUGCGUUGGCCGUGGAGCAGCACUUUGGCGAGCUGAUGCCCAAGCGUGGAGGCGGUGGCUACAGCGGUAGCAAUGGAACUGGUGCCAACAGCACCGUGGCACACUAUAAUCCCUACGAGAAGUGGAGCAACGGCGGCAGCGAUAAUCUCUUUUCGUCUGUGACAAAUGGCGGAGGAGCAGGUAGCUCAUCGGUGGCCGAUGCCUUUGCCAGCCUGUCGUCGGUGGGAGUUGGCACCGUGGUGAGUGGCGGUGGCAGUGCCGUUAGCUCGGAAUCGCUCUUAGACUUGACCAACAAACUGCUGUCGGCCACCAUUUACCCGCCAAAGUCGCAGAUUAAGCGCCAGAAGAUGAUUUACCACUGCAAGUUUGGAGAGUUUGGCGUGAUGGAGGGACAGUUCACGGAGCCCAGCGGUGUGGCGGUGAAUGCCCAAAACGACAUCAUUGUGGCGGACACGAACAACCAUCGCAUCCAGAUCUUCGACAAGGAGGGACGCUUCAAGUUCCAGUUUGGUGAGUGCGGCAAACGUGACUCCCAGCUGCUGUAUCCGAACCGAGUGGCUGUGGUUCGUAAUUCCGGGGACAUUAUCGUCACCGAACGCUCACCGACGCACCAGAUCCAGAUCUACAAUCAGUAUGGACAGUUUGUGCGCAAGUUUGGAGCCACCAUAUUGCAGCAUCCGCGUGGCGUGACUGUGGACAACAAGGGACGCAUUAUUGUGGUGGAGUGCAAGGUGAUGCGCGUGAUCAUCUUCGAUCAGAAUGGCAAUGUGCUGCACAAGUUCGGGUGCUCCAAGCAUCUGGAGUUCCCCAACGGUGUGGUGGUCAACGACAAGCAGGAGAUCUUCAUUAGCGACAAUCGAGCUCAUUGCGUCAAGGUCUUCAACUACGAGGGACAAUAUCUUCGACAGAUUGGCGGCGAGGGCAUCACCAAUUACCCCAUCGGGGUUGGAAUCAAUUCGAACGGCGAGAUCCUGAUAGCGGAUAACCACAACAACUUCAAUUUGACGAUCUUCACGCAGGACGGGCAACUGAUCUCGGCGCUCGAGUCGAAGGUGAAGCAUGCCCAAUGCUUCGACGUGGCGUUAAUGGACGAUGGCAGUGUGGUGCUGGCCAGCAAAGACUACCGGCUCUACAUCUAUCGCUAUGUCCAGCUGGCGCCAGUGGGUAUGUAAACACACAAUCAACACACACACUCCAUGGAUGGGAGUCCGGAACAGGGAAGAGACCCAGACUGUCAUCCGGCUCUCUCAACCUCUCUGCUCUAAGCCUAGUUCUCUCAAUAGUCUGACUUGCGCGGUCUCCCCCCUCUAAAUACUAAAUCUAAAGCUUAAACUGAAUCGAAAUCUAUGAUCUGAGAAGGGAAACAACAGGAAGAGAUACAAAGAAACUGAAACCGAAUCGAAAUCUAAACAUACAUAUAUAUUGAUUGCCCCUAUUUCUCCUCUAAAAACUGUCGUACUGUCGUCGUCUCUCAUAGCCUAACGACUUACACACGCACACUGUUGGAUUGCUUUUUUAUUAAUUAUCUAUUUAAAUUAUUGUUGAAUUUUGUUUU